AUGGAUGACUGUUUAUCAUGCCCUAUCUGCUUUGAGCCAUAUUCCUCUAACGCCAAUAUCCCUCUAAUCCUAAUUUGUGGGCAUACUUUAUGCUCAAAAUGUGCAGAAACCAUUUACCGAACGACUCAAUUAAUCUGCCCUCAAGACCGUGUUUAUGAUUAUCACAGCCCAGACCAGCUCCCUCGAAAUAUCACUCUCCUCCAAAUAUUAGAUCACAAGCCAAUUAAACGGAUAAACAACCCCUGCCAACUCCACCAAACCAAAAAAGUCAAAUUUUACUGCAUUUCGCCUUGCAAUAUCGGAUUCUGCUCUGGCUGUGUAAUAACUCACCAGCACCACACAUGGAUUGAUAUCUUUUCAGCUGAGGCAAAUGCCAGCUUCCAAAGGCACAUUGAAGAUUUAUUUAUAAAAUAUCGUGAAAAAGCAGACUAUGCCAAAUAUGUAAAAAAUAAUUAUGAAAAUCAGCUGAAUAUUGCUUUAGCAGAUAGAGAAUAUUGCGAAAACUCUAUUAGGAGAGAUUUUGAGAUUAUUAGAAGUGUAUUGCAGGAUAAAGAAAAAGAACUGAUUAAUGAGGUCAAAAGUUCGGCGUUUAAUGCAGAAAUGAGUAUUGAAGGAAAAAUUAUAGAGUUUGAUGAGGUUUGUAAAGAAAAAGACAGGAAAUUAAGGAUUAUUGAAAACGUUUUUAGAGAGUUAAAUCAAUAUUCUGAAGUAGAAAAAAUGCAAAAGUUGACAGAAAUUCAGCUUUUGCUUGCAAAUGAGAUGAGUAUCGAAAUUCCUGAGUAUGUGGAAAUUGCAAAUUUUUCGAAUAUAAAGGCAAAUGUGAUAAAAAACUCUAACUCCCCCUCGAUCAGGAGCAAUGCCAUUAAUUUUUUGGAAAUUAUCCCCACUCUGUGAGCUAGCAAAAAAUGUUUUAUAAAACUAUUAUAUAUUGUGAAAUAUCUACAAAAUUUUAAGCUAAAACAUAAUUUUUUUUAAAUUGCAUUUACUGAAUGCAUUUAAUCAAAAAAAUUAUUUAAAAUCAAAGCAUAAAAAUUUUGCUAUUUUACAAGGUGGGGGAGUAAAGAAAUAGAAAAAAUUAGCUUAACUCCCUCUUAAUAUUUUAUGAAUUUAUUUUUCGAAAAAAAUAUAACACAAUUAUAAUUUUUAUAUUAAAAAUAAAAGACAUCCUCUCUAAAUCAAGAGUAAGUAUCAAGGCUUCACAGAAAAAAAGCUGCUUCGAAAAUGGAGAUGAUAAGCAGUCAUUUAAUCCAUCAAAUGAAAAUUUAAGUUUGCCCCAAAAAAGAGUAAAGUCAGAAGUGUAUGAAUUAACAUAA
Messenger RNA from Blepharisma stoltei, 1313 nucleotides. NCBI's taxonomy places the organism in Eukaryota, Ciliophora, Heterotrichea, Heterotrichida, Blepharismidae. The record is from the annotation of a GenBank genome assembly.